This is a messenger RNA of Ricinus communis (castor bean), 1440 nucleotides long. Its product is annotated as mediator of RNA polymerase II transcription subunit 23-like. The transcript is spliced from 4 exons. NCBI's taxonomy places the organism in Eukaryota, Viridiplantae, Streptophyta, Magnoliopsida, Malpighiales, Euphorbiaceae. The record is from RefSeq and is a predicted model, not a curated record. The coding region runs from base 186 to 1292 and encodes 368 amino acids. Gene Ontology annotation, cellular component: transcription regulator complex; mediator complex. Gene Ontology annotation, biological process: regulation of transcription by RNA polymerase II; positive regulation of gene expression.
GACAUGCAGUUAUCACUAAAUUGGAUAUCGGGCCCCGACCCAAAAUUCAAAAGAAGAAAAUCAUACCGGAAUUACCCGUCUAGACUUUCAAACUGCAGCAAGUGAAUUGUUCUUCACUGGUCGCUUAACAAGAAAAUUCUAUUUCUAUACAGAAAAAUGAAGUGAGAAAGAAAUCCAGAAGAAAAAUGGACCAAAACCAGAGAUCAAUAGCAGCUACAACAGCUGCUUCUCGUGGUUACCAGUUCCAGCCGGCCCGUGCUGCCAUUAUCGAUCUCUUUAAUCUCUAUUUAGGAAGAAGUAGCCGCCAAAAACAUGACGAUUCAACACGCGAACCACCGAACAAAACACAAAAGCGAGUACUUGCUCUCAACAGAGAGUUACCUCCCCGAAACGAGCAAUUCCUUAUAAAUUUUGAACAACUGCAGAGCCAGUUUCCGGAUCAAGAUCAGCUGCGAUCUGUCACCGAAUCAGUGCUUAUAUCUUUAGUUAUUCAGUGUUGUAACCAUGCCCCUCGUGCAGAAUUUCUCCUUUUUGCACUGAGGAGCUUAUGUAGUAUAGGGUAUAUUAACUGGGAUACCUUCUUGCCAUCUCUGCUUUCUUCUGUAUCCUCUGCGGAAAUGUCAGCUGGUCAAGCUGGUCAAACUGUGUCAGCUGUCUCAUCUAUGAAUUCCUCGCAGAAUGUGAUACUUCCUUCUUCUAGUGCAAUCCCUAAUUCAUCAAAUUUUCAACCUUCGAAUCCUACAUCUCCAUUGGCUUCGGUACAUGGUAUUGGUUCUCCUGUUCAGUCUGCAAUUGAACCGUCUUUGCUUGCAACAGUGUCUCCUGUUAAAUCUUCUGAUAUUUCUGGUAAUGGGCAACCUUCUACAUCAAGAGUUAACUUAUCUAGUAGGGAUAAUGCUAUAUGUAGCCUACGCCAACUAUGCUGUAAGAUUAUUUUAACUGGUCUUGAGUUUAAUUUGAAGCCAGCUACUCAUUCUGAGAUUUUUCAUCAUAUGUUGAAUUGGCUGGUUAACUGGGAUCAAAGACAACAUGGAGUUGAUGAAUCUGAUAGUGUGAGAUCCUGGAGACCUGAAAAAGCUCUGAUUGAAUGGUUGCACAGUUGUCUAGAUGUUAUUUGGCUGUUAGUUGAUGAGAAUAAGUGUAGAGUGCCCUUUUAUGAGUUAUUGCGCAGUGGUUUGCAGUUUAUAGAGAAUAUACCUACAGCCCAAAAAAAGCAAGUCAGAACUUUUAUGCUUAUAUUUAUUAGUGUCCUAGGUUCUCAUACCAAAGAACUUUUAUGCUUAUAUUCUUAGUCUCCUAGGUUCUCAUACCAAGAAUACUACAAUAAUCACUAACAAUUCUGGCUUCAUGCAGGCAAGUUGGAGCCUGCAAUACAAACUGAGGACAGGAUUUUUGAGUUACCUCAGUCGCCCAAGUCAACCAAAAAUCCCUAAUUUGCCU